Molecule: messenger RNA, 264 nt
Organism: Phyllotreta striolata
Lineage: Eukaryota; Metazoa; Arthropoda; Insecta; Coleoptera; Chrysomelidae
Source: the annotation of a GenBank genome assembly
GAAAAAUAAAGAUGCUUUAAAUAUGCUAUUGGUGGCUACUCAAUAUCCUUUAAAAAUAGCUUGUUAUGGGUUAAUUGAUGUAAAUUAUGUGUUGCUAGUAAAGGGUUUUCGUUUAUGCUACAGUCUUUAUACGGCAUCCAGACAAUUCAUGUAAUUGCUAUUCAAAUCAAAUUCAAAUAUCACAAAAUUUAUUAGAUAGAGAAAUGAGAGCAUAUUCACUACUCACUACAUGCAUAGAGCAUACUCACUACAUGAUUUUGAAUU